AUUUGAUUGGUGUUCGGCUAAGGAGGCCUGUGAAGAACUGUUGAAUUGACUUAGCCAGUGAGUGGGUACAAUGAUGAUGGAUGUUACUCUUGAAUUAAAACCUAUCAAGCCAUUAACAUUCAGUUACAAAAGUUUUGCUCGUUCAUCUCAAUUGGAUGAUGGCUCAUCCCCAAGGGACUUUACCUGUGACUGGAAUAAAAACUGUGACCUUAGCCAUCUCCCAAAGGACGUGCCUCUGAAACUGGCCUCUGGUAGCUCAAAUUUGUUUGACCGGAGCCUUUCCAACCUCAAAGAGAAAUACAAGGACUGCUGCAGUCAGGACAUACCUCUGUAUCUCUAUGCUGUUCCCAUCGCCUUUGCCAUUGGUGUGACCAUUGUUUUGAUCCUGAAUAUUUACCUAGGGGGAAGUUUGAUGUUUGUAAAAGGUAAGGUAGUGUCGGAUCAUGAGCUUUGCACUGCACUUGGCCAGAGAGUCCUUCAUGAUCGUGGAUCCAGUGUGGAUGCAGCCAUCUCUGCCACCCUGUGUUUGGGUGUUGUGCAUCCACAUGUGUCAGGUGUUGGUGGAGGUGGGGUGAUGCUGGUUCAUGACAUCCAUAAGAAUGAAACCAGGGUGAUUAAUUUUCAGGGAACUGCACCUAAAACACUUAAAGAGGAGAUGCCGUGGAAUGUGUCAGAACAAAAGGCAGGUCUGCAAGUGGGUGUGCCAGGUCUGCUCCGAGGGUUACACUGUGCUCAUACCUUGUAUGGGAGUCUAUCAUGGGAGGAUGUGGUCAACAGAGCCACUGCUGUUGCCAAAGAAGGUUUCAAUGUUUCUUUCAAUCUUGCUGACGCUAUAUUAAAGGUAAAAGGUGAGCAGUUGUCCCAACGUUUCAGGAACAUAUUCCUCCCUAAUGGCCAAGCUUUGCUUCCUGGUUCAUUUCUGAGGAUGUCCAGUCUUGCUGGAGUCAUCGAGGCUGGUCUGGAAAACUUCUAUAAUGGAAACCUCUCCCAAGAGAUGGAGGAUGAGGUGCAAACUAACGGAGGGGUCCUGAGCAGAGACGACAUCAGUAACUACAGUGUUCAAGUGGAGCAGCCAGUGGAAGGCAUGUACAAUGACUUUAUUAUUCAAGUUCCUCCUCCCCCAUCUGCUGGUGCAGUGUUGAUAUUGGCGCUAAAUGUUUUGGAGGGCCUCCAUCUCAAUGGGAACAACAACACAGAAAAUCAAACACAUCACUUUGUUGCUGAGGCUCUAAAAGGAGCUUUAGCUUUGGCGAGUAGUUUGGAUGACCCUAAAUAUAACUCUUCAGUGACUGAGCUGCUCUCUGACAUGCUAAGUAAGAGGCAUGCUGAAGUGCUUCACCAGAGGAUCAAUUCCUCUGAUACCUCGCCACCCAAGUACAACGCCAUUGUCCACUCCCUACAGACAGAGCUGAUGUCUGGACAAGUAGUAGUCAUGGGACCAGAUGACCUCAUUGUGUCAGUUGCAAGUUCCCUGAGCAUGCCAUUCGGGAGUAGAAUCAUAACACGGUCAGGUGUUAUUCUCAACAGCCUCAUGCUUGACUUCUCCUGGUCAAACAAAAGCCCAGGGCAAAUCUUAAAUAACCAGAAAAACAGAGUCCAGCCAGGAAAGAGGCCCCUGUCAUCUCUCAUGCCCACAAUAGUGGUGCCAUCGUGGCAUAAAUGUGGAAUCUACAUGGCACUAAGCAGUUCAGCUGGACAAGAGAGUUUAGGUGUGAUCACCCAGGUGUUGAUCAGUGCUCUGUCCUUCCAUAAAGAGAAAAAGGACAGCCUCUCCCUACAUCAGCCAAACAGACUUCUUGUUGACUUGUGA
Molecule: messenger RNA, 1810 nt
Organism: Etheostoma spectabile (orangethroat darter)
Lineage: Eukaryota; Metazoa; Chordata; Actinopteri; Perciformes; Percidae
Product: glutathione hydrolase 7
Exons: 15
Coding region: 71-1810 (579 amino acids)
Biological process (GO): glutathione catabolic process
Cellular component (GO): plasma membrane
Molecular function (GO): glutathione gamma-glutamate hydrolase
Source: RefSeq, a predicted model, not a curated record